AUGCCAAUAACUUAUAUGGUUGGGCAAUGUCGCAAUAUUUACCAAUCGGUGAAUUUAAAUGGCUAUCAACAAAACCUUUGGAAGCAUCUCAUCCUUUAAUGCAGAAAAUUUUAACAAUAAAAGAAAAAUCAAAUCAGGGAUGUUGCUUAGAGGUUAAGUUAACAAUUCCUAAAGAUUCAAAACAAAAAGAAUGGGCAGAUAAACAACGUUCAGAUACAGAAAAACUUAUUCUAACUCUCCAUGAUAAAGAUUAUUAUGUUAUUCAUUACAGGAAUUUACAACAAUGUAUAAGAGAAGGAUAUGUUCUCAAAAAAGUAUAUCAGAUUCUAGGAUUUGAUCAAUCACCAUGGAUGAAACCAUACAUUGCAAUGAAUACACAAGGAUGUGAGAAAACGUGUAAAUAUAGAUUUAGUGAGACAGUAGCUGUAUAUCAAAGGCAAAUUAAUGUAAAACUUAAUAAACCUGAAUAUAUAAAAGCAUGCAUUCUCGAUCUCUCUAAAUAUUAUAUGUAUGACUUUUGGUAUGGAUAUCUUAAAAAGAAAUAUGAUGAUAAAGUAAAACUUUUAUAUACUGAUACAGAUUCUCUAAUCAUAGAAAUUGAGAUGGAAAAUAUAUAUCAAGACAUAAUCGAUGAUUGUGAUUUAUUUGAUUUUAGCAAUUAUUCUAAAGAUCAUUGGGUAGUAAAAAAUUUACCUAAAGAUCAAUGGAUAAUUAAUGAAGAAGGAGUUCAUGCAAAAUGCUAUAGUAUUAUAUGUGAAAAUUCACGAAAAAAUAUGAUCAAGGCUAAAGAUCUAAAAAAGUCUUUUAUUAAGAAAGAGCUUACCCAUAAAAUAUUCGAGGACUGUAUUUUAGAAGGAAAAGAGGAUCAGCCACGAACUGCACAAUUCCUCUGA
Ambispora gerdemannii is the source of this 893-nucleotide messenger RNA. The record is from the annotation of a GenBank genome assembly. Lineage: Eukaryota; Fungi; Glomeromycota; Glomeromycetes; Archaeosporales; Ambisporaceae.